GGCAGUCUACAGGACAUGUUGCUCCCUGGAGAGGCCUGCAGUCAAGGUAGAAGUUGAGGAAUAGCUUCUUUUCAAAAAGCUUCAAAUUCAGCCUAUAGUGGAAUUCUUCAGCAUGGAAGCCAGACAAUACCUCCUUCAAAGUUUGAGCAGGACCAACCUCACAAAAUGCCCAGAAGAUAUAACCACCUGGACAGCAACCACUUCAGUGGGAAAGGACACGUCUAUUUUGCAAUGGAAGAAGCUCUGGGUAUUGGACUUUUCAUUUUGGUGCUGGCAAUUUUACUUGCCUUUGGCUGCUGGUAUUACAAAAGACGUAGUGGCUACAAAAGUCUGCGGAGCAAAAGCUCUAGUGUGAGCACAAUACGGAACGUGGUAGGUGAGCGAGAAAUACUGGACAAAAUGGCUCUGCAGGACUACAGAGACUUUAAUUCUGUGGUACCUGAUGCUCCACCAGCUUAUGACAAAAUUGCGGCAGAUCAGUCACCACCGCCUUAUUCACCAUGAUAACAUGAAAUUUGAAACCAUAAACAUAUUGAUUCCAUUUACUCAUACUCACUCUUUAUUUCCUGUUUAAGCUUAACUUCCCUAAAGCUAAAAUCAUACAAAAGAAAACAACAUGUCUUCAUUAGCAGUUACUGAAAACUAUUCCCGCUUAAUUUACAGAACUGGUCCUUGAAAUGCCUUAAUAAAUCUGAAUGUGCUUUUGUUUUAAGCUUUUUACUUCUUGCAGUCAGAUGAAUACAUUAUGGUCUGGUCAUCUUGAAUCCUUCAUAGGUCUACAUAGAUCUGUAGUCAGACACUAUUCAGUAUCAAUCAGAGUAAAAAGUGACAGCACCUUUGUUUUCAUCUUCCUCAUUUAGUUUCCCUUUCUUUAAAAAAAAUAAUAAAAACCCACAGAAAACCAAAACUACAUCAGACACACACACAAAAAAAGCCACCAAAAAACAAAACCAAAAACCCCAAAAAACUACUCCUCAGAAUGUGAUGUAAAAGAAUCUGUCACAAAAGGAACCAAACUAUUUGACUAGAUGUUCUCUUACAAACUGUUUUCGUCACCGGCAGUUUUAAAAUCAACUUCCUCACCAGCAGCUUUAAAAUCAACUUCCAAAAAGUGACUAUGUUUUACAACACACUUUAACCUCACCUCACUAGUUUAUGUACCUGUAAUGAAUUAAUUCCUUAUAAAACAUGAUCAAUCUA
Haemorhous mexicanus (house finch) is the source of this 1200-nucleotide messenger RNA. RefSeq names its product melan-A (gene MLANA). The record is from RefSeq and is a predicted model, not a curated record. Gene Ontology annotation, cellular component: trans-Golgi network; melanosome; endoplasmic reticulum membrane. The transcript has 5 exons. NCBI's taxonomy places the organism in Eukaryota, Metazoa, Chordata, Aves, Passeriformes, Fringillidae. Bases 166 to 504 code for a protein of 112 amino acids.